CAGGGCGUAGUUCCCGUUAAAGGGGAACGCCGGGAGCCUCCCUCUGGCCCCUCGCUUCGCGCGCGCAGCCCCACAGCGCAGCUGUCUUUGCGGACGCCAGCAGCCGAGCGAACGCACCGAGUUUGUGCCAGAGGCCAUUCUGAGGAUCUCUGGGGAUCGGGGACAGCUAUCCCUUUGGGACGCAGAAACUCCGCUGAGCACAGCUUGCCGCCAGAAUGCUCCUCCUCCUGCUCGGUAUCAUCGUCCUCCACGUGGCGGUGCUGGUGCUGCUGUUCGUCUCCACGAUCGUCAGCCAAUGGAUGGUGGGCAACGGACACUCGACCGACCUCUGGCAAAACUGUACCACUUCCUCCUUAGGCAACGUCCAGCACUGUUUCAUGUCAUCGGCCAACGAAUGGCUGCAGUCUGUCCAGGCCACCAUGAUCCUGUCCGUCAUCUUCAGCGUUCUGUCUCUGUUCCUGUUCUUCUGCCAGCUCUUCACCCUCACCAAGGGGGGCCGCUUUUACAUCACUGGGGUCUUCCAGAUCCUUGCUGGGGAUGCUGACUGUCACCGUGGGCAUGGACCGUCACGCUUGAACUUGCCUGCUUCGUGGGGCCCAAGGUGGAGGUUUUUCUUGUCCCUCCCACACCCGAGGCUGCAUAGUGGACAAGGGUGGGGUGGCCUGAUCUGCCUGCAUAUCUUUUGAUACCCUUUUCCCCGUUUGGGCUUCAGACCCAACCUGGGUCCCCGAGGAUGGCUGAAAGAGACCAGGUGCUGGGCCGCUUGCUGGUGACCGUCCCCUCCCUCUGCCGCCUGCUCCCCACGAGUGUCCUGUCUUUCUGCCUUGUGUCUCCUGCCCCCUCUCCCCUCCAGGGAUUCCUCUGUCUGCCUAGUCCUGCCAGUAGUUGUUGCUUCUCUGUCUCUGAUGUUGUGAUCCUGCUCCAGGGGUCAGCACGGCAGGGUUCUGCCCCUGUGCUCGUGGGGGGCCCAGUGCUUCUGAGAUGCCUCUGCCCAGAUGUGGGUGAAGGGUCAGCUCACCUGCCCUGGCUGCAGAUAAGGUGGAGGGGCUCGUGGGUUUCCAGGGGCUGCCACACCCAGGCAUCCUUGGAAAGAGACGGGUGAGUUUCUCUUGCCACCCGAUUUCUCGCCGGCCCACUCAUGUCUAUGGGGAAUGGGUGACCGUUUGAGGCACAGAGGCAGAGAAGAGGAUGAGGGACCUGGGCCGUGCCAAUUAGAAGCAGAGAGCAGAUCGUUCCCUGUUCCUGUACCUUUGAGCCCCUCUGAUCAGUUCAGGGUCGGGAGGAAGAUUCUUGCCAGGGUUGGAGGUGCCCUUCCUCCCUGCCGCCCGCGUCCUGCUCCCUAAGAGAGAGAGACGGGUGUCCGGAGUGUGUGCGCGCGCGCGUGUGUGCCUGUGAGCGCGCGCCUGUGUGUGCGCGGGCGCGCGAGGUGGGGGCGAGUCUGGGAG
This is a messenger RNA of Vicugna pacos (alpaca), 1445 nucleotides long. NCBI's taxonomy places the organism in Eukaryota, Metazoa, Chordata, Mammalia, Artiodactyla, Camelidae. The record is from RefSeq and is a predicted model, not a curated record.